AUGGCUGUUAGAAAUGGAGUUGCUUUCUCAUUGGUCUCUCUGGCCUUAACUUCCCUUGUAUUUGCAUCCAUUGCAAAUGCACAACCUGGUGUAAAUAUCAACCCCUUUUGUGUAAAAGCCUUAGACAAGGCAUUUUGUUCAGAGGUUGUAAAGCCAGCUGACACGUGGCAAGAAGCAAUCACUGAAGUAUUAUCAGAGACAAUAAUGCAAGCCAAAAUGGCAGAGCCAAUUAUGGCUAACUUAUUAACAACAUUGCCUUCUACAUUGGAUGCAAAAUUUAAAGACAACAUUGGAUUAGCAUGCAGAAAGUCGUAUGAAGAUGUUCUUGAUUUACUCAAAGAGGUUGAAGAGGCAUUAAAAACUGGUGACAAGACUAAGGUUGCUAAUAUCAAGUUAUCUUCAGCCUAUACAAGAUUGGAAGAUUGCGCAGACGAAUUUAGCAAAACACAAAUGCCAGCUGAAUUUUCAACCUUUUAUGAAGGUAGUAAGAAAUUGCUUAGCACUUGUUUGGCUGUUGAAAGAACCAGGCCUGAUAUUAUUUAA
Messenger RNA from Nicotiana attenuata, 543 nucleotides. RefSeq lists its product as uncharacterized. The coding region runs from base 1 to 543 and encodes 180 amino acids. The record is from RefSeq and is a predicted model, not a curated record. The transcript has a single exon. NCBI's taxonomy places the organism in Eukaryota, Viridiplantae, Streptophyta, Magnoliopsida, Solanales, Solanaceae. Gene Ontology annotation, molecular function: enzyme inhibitor activity.